AUGUCACAGAAUGCUGACGAGGCAAUCAAAUCGAAGGAGGUAGAAGAUAUUAAGCUACAGAAUCAUAAUUAUCCUUUGAACGAUAGGAGUGACACUGGUAAUGUUGCUGGUGGUGGUGGUGGUAGUGAUGGUGAUAGUGUUAGUUCAUCUGUAGAGAAACGUGAUGAUAUGUGUUACGAAGAGAAACUAUGUACACCGUCAGAGUUUGAAAGUGAAUCGGAUUUGUCGUCGUCGUCAUCAUCGUCCUCAUCGUCAAGCUCUGGUUCAAUCGAUGGUACUCAUCCAUUCCAAAGAACCAAAGACCAGGCAGAGUCAGAAAGAAAACAACAAUUGUAUCUAGAGAUGCUCAAAAGGAAACAAAGGGUAGAACAACAUAAGGAAUCGUUCCUCGAACAACAGCAGAAACAACUGAUACUCGAACAACAACAGAAACAACAAGAACAAAUUGAACAACAAGUGCACGAACAUCACUAG
Messenger RNA from Heterostelium album PN500, 474 nucleotides. RefSeq lists its product as uncharacterized. The record is from RefSeq and is a predicted model, not a curated record. NCBI's taxonomy places the organism in Eukaryota, Evosea, Eumycetozoa, Acytosteliales, Acytosteliaceae. The transcript has a single exon. Bases 1 to 474 code for a protein of 157 amino acids.